Messenger RNA from Dermacentor albipictus, 6776 nucleotides. RefSeq names its product neprilysin-1-like. Lineage: Eukaryota; Metazoa; Arthropoda; Arachnida; Ixodida; Ixodidae. Gene Ontology annotation, biological process: protein processing. Gene Ontology annotation, cellular component: plasma membrane. The record is from RefSeq and is a predicted model, not a curated record. Gene Ontology annotation, molecular function: metalloendopeptidase activity.
AUGCAUUGAAGAAAGGUCAUCAGCGCUUCGAAUCUGUGAACGACGAGCAGCGUAGCUGGGGUACGUUUUACCUCAAUCGACGCAUCUAUGUAUCGAUAGGUAUUAUUGUUAAUGUUAUAUUUAAAAAUGGCGCCGAGUAAGGACACCUGUAUUUUGUGCUACGGGCCUUUUUUUCGGCGAACAGCAAUUCUUUCACCGCGUUCAUUGCGAAAAACGUGCACACGCGAAGUGUACUGCGUGGCCGGACAGCGACCUCGAGUUACUGAAGUCGGGCGAGCAGGCAUUCACUUGUAACUUGUGCGGUUUCUGCGGUUAGGCUUAGCGGCGUCACACGUUAGCCUCCCCAUCGGUGGCCGCGUCUCCCUAUACGUGCCAGAUUCAUAGGCGGUCGUCGACCUGACCACGCUUCGCGGCCUUCUCCUUCAGGGGCUUGAGGGAAUAUCCUACCUCAGCGAUGCAGUAGCGCAGCUGCGGAAUGAUAACGCACGGUUGCACAGGGAACGCGCGCAGACAUCCGCACAGCGAGCCGAAGCUAUGGGCGCUCUCCGAGCCGAGGUGCGCGUUCUGCGAGACAAGCUUGCCAAAGAGUGCAAGCCGUCAUCGCCCACUUCUGCUGCUGCGCCACCGGCACACCCGUCCAAGGCAACGACGAAUGCUGUGCGGACGGCUUCGUCGUAUACUGCUGACCAUCUGCCGCGCUAACCUCCUGCAUGGGAUCGGCUUGCUUCGUCAAAGGCUCCCGCUGCUGACCAGUCGUUGUGCCUACUUUCUUCAGUGGACCUGUCACCUGAUAGUCAGUCAACGCUGAAGCGAAAGUCAACACAGUGCUGCCUGCUUUGACCCCGCUGCAGUAUGGUUGCUGCUUCUAGCUCUGGGCGCCCUCGGGCUAUCUUUGUGACAGAGCUUGCGCCUGACACCCAUCGCUGAGAGCUCGCCGCUCACCUAUCAGCAGUUAAUGCAAAGCCCCUGUCCUUCGCUCGACUAAAAGCCAAGUACGAUUUCUACGGGUCAUUUCAUGUGUCUGCUAAUGAGGACUGCUAUCAGCGUCUAAGGGAUCCUUCACUAUGGCCGCGCUCUUGCUUCUGCAAGCCUUUGAGAGUUGAACUUUACGAAACUAUGAUACUGAAAAAUGUUCAGCGAGAUGAAAGAAAGCCUCAGUGAUGUGAGAGUUUUCUAUGAGGAUGUUCGUGGAUUACGCACAAAGAUCGUACAGGAUAAAUUGGAGGGGAGUGAUAUCAGCAAGCAAUCGGCUGCCUCGUUCCGCGGUGGUCGCAAGAAGAAGAGCUAUGCCCUCGACGCCGACUUAAGCAGGCUCUCAAAAAGAAGCGUCGACUGCGAGAGCGCGGUCCGGGUGACGCACGUGCUGGAGCAGUCGCGCCGCACCCACAAGUCCCCGCGCGUCGGCUUCGUGCUGCUGCUGUUCUUCGCGCUGCUCUUCGUGGCGCUCUUCCUGCUCGCGCUGUUCGUGAAGAAGCGAGAAGGCCGCGAGCCGACGAGCACGUGCAGCAGUCGGGCGUGCUACCACCACGGCCAGCUGCUGCGCGACGCGCUCAACCUGUCCGCCGACCCAUGCGACGACUUCCACGCAUUCGUCUGCGGCUCCUGGGAGCGCCGGCUCAACGAAGGGCCCGCCAGCGCCGCGCCCGCGUACCAGGACCGCCUGAUGGUGGCAUUCGCAGAAAGGGCAAUCGACGAACUACAGUCGAACCUGGUCAAGCUCGAAGGACUCGCUGCAGAAGAUGCGAACCAAACUAUGCAUCUGGCCGCGCGAUUCUUCAGGAGCUGCGCCAGGUCCGAUGGCAGCGAAAGCGCCGACUCCGCGAGCUCCACCACCUCCAAGAAGAAGCUUCAGCUAUUCAGGCAGCUGCGCAUGAGGAUGCGACUUCCGUGGCCCGAACUCACGCCUUCCGCGACCAUCGAGCCGCUGGACGUCAUGCUCGACUUGGCCAUCAACUGGAACGAGAACUUCCUCUUCGACGCCCAGCUCGUGAACGUGAGUGGUCGGCCCGUAACGCUGUUUCUUAGUCGCGGGAAGCCUCUGAUCGGCUGGGUGCACUACGAAGAGCCCGCCAACUACGAGGGUCAUGUCCAAGACUACGUAGGGUACAUGGGUCUGAGCAAGGCUGCCGGUGGCAACGAAGCCCACCCACACGUCCUCAGGGAUCUGACUCGCGAUAUGCUCAAUGUCAAGAGAGAUGGUGCGAAGGGCGAGGCAAGCCAGACUUGGUUCCGGCUAGACCUGUUCGACAAUCCGACGCCGUGGGUUGACGCCGGCGUCUGGCUCAGCUUGCUCAACAAGCAUUUCUCUCCAGACCUGAGUUGGUCCUCCGACCAUUUGGUCGUGGUGGAAGACGCCGGGCUCGUUCAAGGCAUCCAAAAGCUGUUGAAGAAGUACACCAAGAGGCAGUUCUUGAUCGGCUUGUCGUGGCUGUUUGUACAGACGCACCUGUGGGCUAUCCUCGACCUUCCGCAACUGAGGUUCCACAGCGGCGCGAGCGACGACCUCACCUUGCUCGAGACGUUGAAGAACUACAGCUGCCUCGAGUACGUCCAGUCUCGGCUCGGAUCGCUGCUUCCUUUCGGCGAGACAAUCAACACCCUGCCGUCGAAUUCACCGGAAUUGUUCGAGGUAGUCGUCAAGUCGGCGACCUCGCUCCUCGACCAGCUUGCAUGGAUCGGGAACGCUCGACACGCCGCGCUGCAAAAGACCAAGUACAUGACGAGCAGUUCUCUCCCGCGGCCGGCCUUCUUCGACUUGGAGAGGCGCGAGCAGCUGUUCGACACGUUCCCGCGUAUGGGCGCCGACUUCGCCGCCAACUUCGUCGACGCCUCGCAAUGGUACCAGGCGACGCGCAAACAUCGGAACCGCCUGGGCUUGUACGGCCUACGCACAUCGUCUGGCUACACGCGCCCUUUCUACGUCUACGCGCUCAACAGCGUGCGCUUCCCGAUGACCAUGUUCCAGCCGCCACUCUACUACAAUUUGAGCGACAUGGUCGUGCUCAACGCCGGCGCGGGCGCCGUCCUGGCGCGCGAGGUUGCCCGCGCGUUCGACCCCAAGGGCGUCGCGCUGGACGAAGAAGGGCGCGGCGCGCUGUGGUGGGGGCCGAACCGGUCGCGCGACUACCGCGAUCGCCUCGCGUGCGACAUGAACGCCAGCGAGUGCUGCUCGUUCAUGCAGCUGUUUCCCUCGGUGCCGGGCCUCGAGAUUGCCUACCACGCGUUCGAGUUGUACGCCGAGCACGACCAGAGACUACCCGGUCUCGAGAAGUUCACCCACGACCAGCUGGUUUUCAUCAACUACUGCUACGUUCAGUGUGCCGGCAGCCGAGCCAACUACGGGGACAGUUGCAACGUGCCGCUCAGGAACUUUGCACCCUUCGGGAAGGCGUUCAAGUGCAGCGCCGGUUCGCGAAUGAGCCCGCGACGUAAGUGCGGCUUUUUUUCAGGACCAUAGCGUGCAUUUCUCGCUGUUGUUUUCUUUUUCACUGGUAUUCCUUUACUGCUGGAAAUGUUUUCCUGCUUUCUUUAUCUUUUUUCGCGUUUUGCUGCGGGCUUUCUAACCGUGUGCAUUUCGUUGUUUGAAUGUUUAGCUUUGAUAGAGUGUUCACCUCGGGCUUUUUUUUCUGUGAACUAUAGAACUUUGAAAGAUGAUGAUAUCGUUUUGUACGCUUCUGAACACCGUCAGGCGGGUGCCUUCUGCCGUUGAAAUGUGCAUCUCCUCUAACUUGUGUGAGCCUGUGUUUUGCUCGCUUUUUUUAGAGCGCGAAGUUUGGUCUAUGUUAUACGAACGCUAUGGAUAUUAUGCUUUCGGAAGUUUUCGUAUUUUUGGAUAGCAUACUUUAUAUUUGUCGUAUGAGCAGACUGUUCUUUCGGUUGUUGGGGAAACCAUUGUUAAGUUGGAGAUUAGGCUGGGAGUGCUUACUUAUGUUGCAAUCGCCAGCCAUGCAAAACUCGAACUAAGGACACAGAGGCAACCGUGAAGAUGCAGUGUUCUAUUUUUCUCUUCUUCUUAAUUUGUUCACGCAUUUGACAGCUUUAACGUUGCUGUAUUCGCACUACCACCAGUAGUCAAGGUGCACGAUAGUGAACACGUUCCAACAGCGAAUAGAAAAAGCACCGUGAAAAUUUAAAAAUGUAACAAAAGGCAUUGUUCUUUGCUAAACCAGAUAUUUGUAGGUAUUUCCUGAAGGCAUUUCUGUAAUGCUGUCAAAGAUUGGGGUAUCAUUGCUCGCACCCUCCGAACCGGAGAGGAUGUGGCGACAACAAACCCACCACGCGUGCAUUUAUGGAUGGCUCGACUGCUGACCGGCGAUAAGGUCCACGCCUGAUCGGCCGUGGACCAGAGGCGCGGGACGGGAGGCGACGUAAACACACAUGCUAACUUAAUAAAAUAACAUUAGGCCAGAGACAUGAUGAAAAAAAAUAAGCAAACUGCAAGCAGAUGGCGCAAAGCUUCGCGGAAGGCGUACGGGUAACACACAAUACACUCUGACGCGACGCGCGACACAAAGCCCACCACGCGGGAAUGUCUAACACUUGCGAAAUAAUCAAAAAUAUGAGGCGCAAAUGAAAAAUACACGCCACAUUAAACGCGGCAAACACUUCACUAACAGAAUAUACAAAAAUCAACAUGCGAUGAAUAUUUAAAUGAAAGAUGAAACGCGAUUGAAAAAGAGUCCGGCGGAAAGUUCUGAGAGCAGGUUGGAACACGAGGCUUGUCUGUGGAGUGCUCGCCGAGAUCCCGAUCUGAAAAAGCGUCGGGCUGCUGGUACCUCGCUGCUGAAAAUCCUGACGGGCUUGCACCGUCUGUCAAUCUACCAGUGAAGACUUCGGCCUGGGGGUUUCAGCCUGCCGACCACAUCUUCAGCCGUCUCUUGGCGCACAUGCAUGCUGCUCCGUCUCCCAAACCAUUCUCUCCGCUCGCCGAGGUCACCUCGUCCCUGGUCACGCUCUGCUGACCCACGUGACCAAACGCUCCAGGGAGGUCAGGAACAAUGGGGAGCUCUCCUCCCUAUGGCCGUGUAAGCUGCGCUGCGGCUGCGGUGGCAAUGGCGGCCAUCUCGAGAUAGACGCGGGCACGCACCUUGUGAUAAAUGUGGAGAGCGAAACUUGCAAGGUCUGAGAGAGCUAGUAGAAUUUUCCUUUUUAUUGCAUCGCAAGAAACUCUCCGCCUUAUCAGAAUUCCAUGGGCAUUAUAUUUGCAUCGUGGCGUUCGCCCAUGCGUCAGAGCCAUUUCAAAUGGCGUUGGUCGAAUGCAUUCAACUGACACACCUACAGGUAGCUGUAGUGACGAUCAGAAAAUGAGAGAAGAUUCGCUGGUUAUAAGAAGAAACGGUAUGCACCUGGGCUGCAAUGGGAACCGCCACUGUCCCUCAAAUUGAGACGUUAAGACCGGACUGACAUGUGUGAAAGUGACAGCAAGCUUAAUUCUAAGCUGUCGUGACACAAGGUCGUUUCCUCCCAGUGUUGCGUGCAAUCGCGUGCGCAUCGACGAGGAUAAAAGUGAGUAUUACCUGUAGUUGAAGUACUAACAGCCGCUCCAAAUAGCUGGGCAAUACAGCGAUGCUUCGGGGAAUGUUCCUUGACAUCACAGCUGUACAAGUACCGUUUAUUUGGCAUUACAUAAUGCCUCGAACGCGUGCCUUGUGUGUUGUGGCUUCAGCACAGCAAACGUGAGGGCAAAACUCAUUUUCUGGAUGCUCGAUUCACCCGAAGGCAUCAGCGACAAUAUGCUUCUUUGUUCCCAUUUGUCUAAAGGGAUACAAAAGCGGCACCAUUACCGCAAGUCAACGCAGACCGUCACGCGACAUACAGAGGCUUGAAAUAAUGGGUUCGAGCUUCGACGCUGCCGUUUGUUGAGGUAGACUGCGCGAGCCAAGAGAAGUUGGAUCCUGCGGUGUCUUGCGAAGCGCUUUCUGCUUGUCCGGUUCAGUUGUCCUUUUUCUAGAUAUCGACGGCUAUCGAGCAGUGCGUCGACGAUCUGAGUGAAGCAGAACGCCGGACGUUCCCCGUAGAUCUUGUGCCAACUUGUGGUGCCGGUGUUCUUGUGCGGACGCGUCUGCAACUCAACUGCGGACGUUCAGCGUGGUCAGCUUGAACAUCGUACGUACGACUGUUCAAACGAGGGAACACCUGCGCACCGCGAACGCGCUAGCAAGCGUCCCGGUUGCACAGCCGAGGCAUCGGGCUAUCAUGAACAAAGGCCAACUUGCGCUCUGCCUCCUCGUUGUUCUACUGGCGCUCGUGCUAACAGCAGCACAUCCCGCUGGUGGCCGAAACCAGGAGCCACAGUCAACGGCGAGGACCAACAAGCCGCGCGCCGGCGGUCCGGGAAUCAUGACCAACAACAACAGCGGUAACAACGGCAAUGGCAAAUGCAACCAGGACGACAAAGACAACGAUGAGAAGCAGCAGAAGACGAAGUAGGGAGCUCGGCACCCCCUGAUUUGUGGCCAAUUCCCCACUGUGGGUGUGUGCCAUGGCCAUUCAGGACAACAACAACAUCAACAACAACCCUCUAAUUUCUGGUUUUAAGCAAGUAACGAAAUGGUGUGUUUUUUGGCGCCCUAUUAGAUAUAAAUCUUCUUUGCCGGGCGGAUUUGUACAGGGGCCUGUAAUUUUUCUGCAAAUUCGACGAAGGUGAUUGUUAAAACCAAUCGCUUGCGCGGGUUAUUGUGCACAGGCUUGCGCUCACCUAAAGGCGAAUAAGUGCAAGAACCUAGCUUUACCUGUUAUUUCGGCGUCUGAGUCAACGCGUAAAGGCCAUAUCACGU